Molecule: messenger RNA, 4422 nt
Organism: Orycteropus afer afer
Lineage: Eukaryota; Metazoa; Chordata; Mammalia; Tubulidentata; Orycteropodidae
Source: RefSeq, a predicted model, not a curated record
AUGGCUUCCACCAGUGCAGAGAGCCAGCUCCAGAGAAUUAUCCAUGAUUUGCAAGAUGCCGUGACAGAACUAAGUAAGGAAUUUAAAGAAGCAGGGGAGCCCAUCACAGAUGACAGCAGCAGCUUGCAUAAGUUUUCUUAUAAGCUUGAGUAUCUCCUUCAGUUUGAUCAGAAAGAGAAAGCCACCCUCCUGGGCAACAAGAAGGACUACUGGGAUUACUUCUGUGACUGCCUGGCCAAAGUGAAAGGAGCCAAUGAUGGUAUCCGAUUCGUCAAGUCUAUUUCUGAGCUCCGAACAUCUCUGGGGAAAGGAAGAGCCUUUAUUCGCUACUCCUUGGUGCACCAGAGGCUGGCAGAUACCUUACAGCAGUGCUUCAUGAACACUAAAGUCACCAGUGACUGGUAUUAUGCAAGAAGCCCCUUUCUGAAGCCAAAGCUGAGCUCAGACAUUGUGGGCCAACUCUAUGAGCUGACCGAGGUUCACUUUGACCUGGCAUCGAGGGGCUAUGACUUGGAUGCUGCCUGGCCGACGUUUGCCAGAAGGACUCUGGCUACCGGCUCUUCUGCUUACAUGUGGAAACCCCCCAGCCGAAGCUCCAGCAUGAGCAGUUUGGUGAGCAGCUACCUGCAGACUCAGGAGAUGGCCUCCAGCUUUGACCUGAACAGCCCCUUAAACAACGAAGCACUGGAGGGAUUUGAUGAGAUGCGGCUGGAGUUGGAUCAGUUGGAGGUGCGGGAGAAACACCUGCAGGAUAGAAUGCAGCAGCUGGACAGAGAGAACCAGGAGCUGCGGGCAGCUCUGAGCUCACAGGAAGAGCAGCUUCGGAUGGAGAGGGAGAGGGGAUGUGCUGCUGCCGAGGAGAACAUCCGCCUCAUGAGCCUGGUGGCUGAGCUCCAGAAGCAGUGGGAGGUUACCCAGGCCACCGAGAGCACAAUAAAGGAGCUACAGAAGUACCUGCAGGCCCUGGAGCUGGAUGCAGCAGAGAAGGAGGACUACCAGUCAGCCCUGCGACAGCUGGAGUCCAUGCUGCAACCCGUGGUGCAGGAGCUCAAGAUCAUACAGGACUCAUUGGGAGGGAAGAACCAGCAGUUACUCAGUGUCUCAGCCUGGCUGGCCUGGGCUAAGCAGAAGACAGAAAUGACCCAGGGCACAAAGGAACAGCAAGAGCCUGUCCCAAGUGACUCGGCUUUGGCAAUCCAGGAGCUGGGGACAAAGCUUCAAGUCCUAGACGAGGAGAGCACCAAGGCCCAGGAGCUCAAUAGGCAGCAGAGUGCUCAGCUAGAGCAGCUGACCAAAGAGCUGCACCUCAAGGAGGAGGCCCGAGCCAACCUGGAGCAAGUGGUGAAGGAGAUGGCCCCCCUUCGGGAAGAACUGGCCAGAAAGGGGCAGGAGGCAGCCCAGCUCCAGCAUCAGUUACAAGAAUCGCUGGCCCAAAUGAGCUCCCUGAACGGGGAGGUGAUGGAGGUAAGACGCCAGGAGCAGCAGUGGCAGGAGGAGAAGGAGCUACUGGAGCAGGAGGCCAGGUCCUUGACAAGGCAGCUGCAGUUCCUAGAGACCCAGCUGUCACAGGUAAGCCAGCAUGUGAGCGACCUGGAGGAGCAGAAGAAGCAGCUCAUUCAGGACAAAGACCACCUCAGCCAGAAGGUGGGGACACUGGAGCAGCUUGCUGGACAGGCAGGCCCAGAGCUGCCCGUAACAAGUGAGGGGAGUGAAGCAUUGGCCCUCCUGUACUCCCCUGUGCCACAGACCUUUGAGAAACUGGAGGAGGAACAGAGCGGCCCACAGGAGGGCCAGUUUAGCCAUAAGGGUGACCAGGAAGAGAAGCUCCAGCAGGCCAACAGGGAGCUGAAAAAGGAGCUACAGAAUGUGCUCGAGUGCAACCAGCUCCUGGAGGGCAAACUGCAGGCCAUGCAGGCUGACUAUGAGGCACUACAGCAGCGGGAAGCAGCCAUCCGGGGCUCCCUGGCCUCCCUAGAGUCGGAACAGGCCAACAUUCGACUCAUGGGUGACCAGAUGGAGGCGAGCCUCCUGGCUGUAAGGAAGGCAAAGGAGAUCAUGAAGGCCCGAGUGGCAGAGAAGGAUGCUGUCCUGCAGCGCAAGGAGGAUGAGUGCCAGCAACUACGGGAAGAGGUUGAGCAGUGCCGACAACUGGCAGAGGCCCAGGACGGGGAGCUCAAGGCUCUUAAGAGCCAGUGCCAUGAGCAGACCCAGCUGAUCCAGGCCCUUACAGCAGAGAAAGGCCAACAGGGACUCAGCCCACCCCAAGACAAUAUAUCCCAUGACCUGACGUCUCAGCUAGCCCUGUCUCAGGCGCAGCUGGAGGUUCAUCAGGGGGAGGCCCAGCGCCUGAAGGCUGAGGUAGUGGACCUCCAGACCAAGCUCCAGGCAGCCCUAGAUGACCAGGAGAAGGCGCAGAGCCAGCGGGGUGUGGCUGAGGUAGACCUGAGAGAACACAAGGCUCUCGUGCAGCAACUGAAAGAACAGAAUGAAGCCCUCAACCGGGCCCAUGUCCAGGAGCUGCUGCAGUGCUCAGAACGGGAAGCGAUGCUGCAGGAGGAAAAGGCCAGAGAGGCUCAGCAGAGGGCCGAGUUGCUCCAGGCCCUGCAGGAGAAGCUGGCCCAGGCAAAGCAAGACUCCGCAACAGCCCAGCUGGAGCGUGUGGAGCUGCAGGAGCAGCUGCACAGGGCCAACACUGACACGGCCGAGCUUGGCAUCCAGGUCUGCACACUGACCGCAGAGAAGGAGCGGGUAGAGAGGGCCCUGUCCUGUGCCACCCAGGAACUCAGGGACACCAAAGAGACAACCUCCAGGGAGCGAGAGGGCCUAGAGUGCCAAGUGGCUGGAUUGCAGCAAGAGAAGGAGAGCUUGCAGGAGAAGCUGAAAGCAGCGGAGGAGGCAGCCAGCUUACUGGCUGGCCUGCAGGCCCAGCUGGCUCAGGCUGAGCAACGGGCCCAAGGCCUUCAGGAGGCUGCACACCAGGAGCUCGACACCCUCAAGUUCCAACUGAGCACUGAGAUCAUGGACUACCAGAAAAGGCUUAAGGCUGCCACUGAAGAGUGCAAAAGCCUCAGGAGCCAGCUGGAGGAGCAAGGCAGAAAGCUGCAGGCUGCCGAGGAGGCCGUGGGGAAGCUGAAGGCCACCCAAGCAGAUAUGGAAGAGAAGCUGAGCAGCACCAGCAACCAUCUUUCAGAGUGCCAGGCAGCCAUGCUACAGAAGGACGAGGAGAGGGCUGCCCUGCAUGCCAACCUGGAAAGGACCCAGAAGGAUCUUGAAAAAGCCACAGUAAAAUUCCAAGAGUGUUACAACAGACUCUGUGAGGAGGUGACAAACCGGGAGAAGAAUGACCAGAAGAUGCUUGCUGACCUGGAGGACCUGAACAAAACCAAGAAGUACCUCGAGGAACGGCUGAUAGAGCUUCUCAGGGACAAGGAUGCUCUCUGGCAGAAGUCAGAUGCGCUGGAAUUCCAACAGAAGCUCAGUGCUGAGGAGAGGUGGCUUGGGGAUACUGAGGCGAGCCACUGCCUUGACUGCAAGCGGGAGUUCAGCUGGAUGGUGCGGCGGCACCACUGCAGGAUAUGUGGCCGCAUCUUCUGUUACUACUGCUGCAACAACUAUGUCCUGACCAAGCACAGUGGCAAGAAGGAGCGCUGCUGCCGGGCCUGCUUCCGCAAGCUCAGUGAGGGCCCUGGCUCCCCUGACAGUACCAGCUCGGGCAACAGCCAGGGAGAGCCCAGCCUUGCACUGCCACCAGGGCAGGCUGGGCACCAGGCCACCAGAAGCCAAGGUGCCAACACAGACUGCAGGCCGCCAGAUGACGCUGUGUUUGACAUCAUCACGGAUGAGGAAUUGUGUCAGAUUCAGGAGUCCGGCUCCUCCUUGCCUGAAACACCCACCGAAACUGAUUCUCUUGACCCAAACAUUGCUGAACAGGACAACACAUCAAGCUCACUAACCCCAGAGGACACUGAAGACAUGCCUGUGGGUCAGGAUACUGAAAUCUGCUUGCUGAAGUCUGGAGAACUGAUGAUAAAACUACCCCUCACAGUGGAAGAGAUAGUCAACUUUGGGGAGGGCAGCAGGGAGCUGUUUGUGAGGUCCAAUACCUACAGCCUCAUCCCCAUCACUGUGGCCGAAGCAGGCCUCACCAUCAGCUGGGUCUUCUCCUCCGACCCCAAGAGCAUCUCUUUCAGUGUGGUCUUCCAGGAGGCAGAGGACACACCGCUGGAUCAGUGUAAGGUCCUCAUUCCCAUGACCCGCUGCAAUUCCCACAAGGAGAACAUCCAGGGCCAGCUCAAGGUCCGCACACCAGGCAUCUACAUGCUCAUCUUUGACAACACUUUUUCAAGGUUUGUCUCCAAGAAAGUAUUUUAUCGCUUGACAGUUGACCGACCUGUCAUCUACGAUGGAAGUGAUUUCCCAUAG